Molecule: messenger RNA, 1229 nt
Organism: Hypomesus transpacificus
Lineage: Eukaryota; Metazoa; Chordata; Actinopteri; Osmeriformes; Osmeridae
Product: calcium-binding protein 2
Exons: 8
Coding region: 257-913 (218 amino acids)
Molecular function (GO): calcium ion binding
Source: RefSeq, a predicted model, not a curated record
UAUAAAUAUAUACACACACAGUAUAUCACCAUGCUCUUAAUAAGCCAGUCUGUUAUGACCACGCUGCCACACAGUGUCACACCUGCUCACAUGAGACCCUGCUCUUUAAUCUCUACACAUAUAGCCAGGUAAUCCUCUGUGGGAGAGGAGGAGGAGGGACUAAACGAGGGAUGAUGCGAGUCAGGACCGGAGGAGGAGAAGACGGGACGCUCUUCCUUCAGUCGGUAGAGCGCCGUCGAGGGGAGAACUUCUAAGCAUGUCCAAAACCGCCUCCACCUCCUCUGCUGCCUCUGCUGCCUCUGCUGCCUCCACAGACGGCAAAGAUGGCGCCCCCAAGUCCCGGAAGGGCUCGUCGUCCAGCUCUGAGACCCCCAAGAAGGUGAAGGCCAAGAAGACGAGCGAGACCCAGAUGAACAAGGUGUACACCAGCCUGCUCAGCACCGUGUUCGGAGCGGAGAGGGAGCUGGCCCAGGCAGAGUUGGACGAACUGGCGGAGGCCUUCAAGCUGUUUGAGCAAGGGGACGGCUACCUGAACUACAAGGAUGUGGCAGAGUGCAUGAGGACCAUGGGGUACAUGCCCACGGAGAUGGAGCUGCUGGAGAUAGUGCAGCAGAUCAAGAUGAGGAUGGGCGGUCUGAUGGACUUCGAUGACUUCUGUGAGCUGAUGGGUCCAAGGAUGAUGUCAGAGACGGCCGACAUGUUGGGACUCAAGGAGCUGAAAUCUGCCUUCCAACAGUUUGACACGGACGGAGACGGGAAGAUCACCCAGGAUGAGAUGAAGGAGGCGGUGAAGUCCCUGCUGGGGGAGAAGCUGAAAAAGGGCGAGCUGGAGGAGAUCCUGAAGGAGAUGGACAUCAAUGGAGAUGGAGAUGUGGACUUUGAUGAGUUCGUGAUGAUGCUCUCUAUCCGGUAGCUGCCUCCUGUUGUCGUGACAACGCGACACGGUCACCACGGUCACCGCUGUGAUGUUGACGCGAUGAAUGGUUCAUCCCCAGGAUGUGUGGGCGUUGUUUCUCAGGGCGACGUAGGACGUGUUGAAUCAUGUCUAUAGGGACGCUACAAGAUGACUGUGCCUAGCCGUGUGCUGGGCUAGGUCUGACCUUGAGCUGUGCUCUGGGUCAUGAGUACGAACCUUUAGUUAGUUAGCGGUAUUUUGCUUGGUCAGUAUUGAAUCAUCUGCUUUAGACACUUGAUAACUUGUAGAGGAGUUGGUUUUGUGAUGUUCUGCA